AUGGCUUAUACCUGCGAACAGUGCGAAGCUAGUUUCACUAAGCUAAGUCAGUUGCUCCAGCAUAGAAGAUUAGAAAAUCAUUGGCAAAAAUUUACAUGCCCUAGCUGCAAGAAGACUUACAAUAGAAAACAGAACUUAGAUCGUCAUAUGACGAAACAUGCCGACGAAAAUUCUCACCACUGUCCAGAAUGUCUUAAAGUGUUUACAAGGAAAGAUGCACUUGAUGAACAUUGUUCACAACAUGAAAAUCAAAGUGAACAUAUUCCAGCUAAUGAUUUAGUGAGGGUGUCAAUGGAUAAUCCAGAACUGGACUUUCCAAUUGUCUUAAAAUUCAUGCCAAGAUCAGCUCUUACUGUAGAUAGACUUUUAUCAGAGAUUGAAAGAGUACUUCAAUCGUACGAACAAUUUGUUGUUGACGAGACAUUUGGUAUCAAAUUGGUUCAUGUUGCAAUUGUUAAAGGCUCAGGAUACAGAAUGAAACCAACAGUAGACAUUACUCAAAUGUUACAGAACAAGAAAAAAAAAUCAAAUAAAAAAUAA
This is a messenger RNA of Ruditapes philippinarum (Manila clam), 540 nucleotides long. Its product is annotated as zinc finger protein 22-like. The transcript has 2 exons. NCBI's taxonomy places the organism in Eukaryota, Metazoa, Mollusca, Bivalvia, Venerida, Veneridae. The record is from RefSeq and is a predicted model, not a curated record. Bases 1 to 540 code for a protein of 179 amino acids.